CCUCACCCGCAUGCUUCAUUUCCGCCAUUUUGAGAACGUUGCGGUGCGUGCAGUUUUAUAUAACAAAGUCUGACGAACCACCUCAUAUACUGAUGCAAUUUUAUUUUUAACAUAAUCAUUUGAUAUCCCAACAUGAGUGAGCUUGAUCCUAGUAAACUUGAUAAGUUAAAAGUCGCAGAACUUCAAAAAGAACUUGGGUCGCGUGGUUUGGACACAAAAGGAAAGAAAUCGUUAUUGAUAGCCCGGUUGAAGAAAGCUUUAAUAGCUGGAAUUGAUGAAAGUGAGAAAACACCUGAUGCAGAUCUGUCAGUGAAUUCAGCUCUUGACACAUCACAUGACAUAUCAGGAAAUCUUGAUGAAAGUUCACAAGAGGCAUCGCAACAGUCUGCUCCUGAAAAUGAACCAGAGUCAGAGCCUGAACCUGUCCCAGAGCCAGUUCCUGAACCUGAACCAGUGGCUGAGCCAGAACCCGUCCCGGAGGCUAACCAACCCCAAAGCUGGUCCACAGGCUGA
Molecule: messenger RNA, 513 nt
Organism: Mercenaria mercenaria
Lineage: Eukaryota; Metazoa; Mollusca; Bivalvia; Venerida; Veneridae
Product: protein TsetseEP-like
Exons: 2
Coding region: 133-513 (126 amino acids)
Biological process (GO): poly(A)+ mRNA export from nucleus
Cellular component (GO): nucleus
Source: RefSeq, a predicted model, not a curated record